AUGCCUAAGAUCACUGAGCUUUUCUUCGACUGCGACAACACCCUCGUCCUCUCGGAAGAGUUGGCCUUCGAGGCGUGUGCUGAUCUCGCCAAUGAGAUCCUCGAGAAGCGUGGCAUCUCGGACCGCUACACCGGCUCUCAGCUCAUCCAGGACUUUGUCGGUCAGAAUUUCCGUGGUAUGAUGAUUUCUCUUCAGGCCAAGUACAAGUUCGAGUUGUCCAAGGAAGAGCUCGAGGACUACGUCAAGAGGGAGGAGGACAAGGUUAUUGCCAAGUUGAACGAAAAGGCCCAGCCUUGCAUCGGUGUCAACGAGGUCUUGGAGAAACUCUACAACUCCAAGAAGUAUGACAUGGCCGUUGUCUCUUCGUCCGCUCUCCGCCGUGUCCAGGCUUCCAUCAAGAAGGUGGGCCAGGACAAGUGGCUCGACCCCGAACUGGUUUUCAGCGCUGCCAGCUCCUUGGCCAAACCUACCUCCAAGCCUGAUCCCGCCAUCUACCUCCACGCUCUUGACAAGUGCGGCAAGAAGGCGGAGGAGACCGUUGCCAUCGAGGACAGCAAGUCUGGUGCGCUCAGUGCCAUCCGUGCCGGCAUCCACUGCAUCGCCUAUGUUGGCAGCUACUCCGAUGACAACAAAAAGUUGCAGAUGGCUCAGCAGCUCGAGGAACUCGGUGCCAAGGUCGUCAUGAAGGAUUGGUCUGAGUUCGAGAAGUGCCUUGGCGAGAUCGAGGCUGCUUAA
Aspergillus chevalieri is the source of this 735-nucleotide messenger RNA. Its product is annotated as HAD family hydrolase. Gene Ontology annotation, molecular function: hydrolase activity. The transcript is spliced from 2 exons. Bases 1 to 735 code for a protein of 244 amino acids. The record is from RefSeq and is a predicted model, not a curated record. Lineage: Eukaryota; Fungi; Ascomycota; Eurotiomycetes; Eurotiales; Aspergillaceae.